GUGUGGUCGUUGGGUCCAGAGGACCAGAGCGGGGGGCGGCCGGCAACGACGAAACGAGCCAACGCCACCACCUCCUCCUCCUCCCCCGUCGCCCUCCCGUCCAGUUCCGCGAUCCACACGACCCCGUCCGCCUCGGCCUGCGCCCGCCCGCCCGCCCGCCUCUCGCUACAAGAAUCCGCCCGCCCGCGCCGCGGUCCCAGCGAGUCCCUCCCUGCGGUGCGGAGAUCCUGCGCCCGAGGACGAGAGCGGAACCGAGCCGGCGGCGUUCGCGGGGGAGAUCGGAUAUGGAGGCCGCGGCCGUGGGUGCGGGCGGCGCGGGGCUGACCAGGUGGCAAGCGGCGGCGCUGUCGGCGGUGGGCGGGUGGGUCUGGGCGGCCUCGUUCUACGACCUCACGCGCCGGGCGCGCGCGCUGGUCCAGCCGUGGGUCACGCGCCGAGUGCACGCCGAGACGACGGCCAUCCUCAGGUUCCAGAGGUUGCAGCACAAGUUGCUGGACAAUUUCUUCUCUGUGCUAUCCUGCGUUGUCUCUGUUCCCUUCUACACGGGAUUCCUCCCUCUCCUCUUCUGGAGUGGACACGGCAAGCUGGCUAGGCAGAUGACCCUCCUCAUGGCUUUCUGUGAUUACCUCGGCAACUCUGUCAAGGAUAUAGUGUCAGCUCCUCGUCCAUGCUCUCCUCCUGUAAGAAGAGUAACAGCUACAGAAGAUGAGAAGGAAAACGCCAUGGAAUAUGGGCUGCCAUCAUCACAUGCUCUCAAUACUGUUUGUCUGAUGGGAUAUCUAUUACAUUAUGUCCUCGCAUAUGGAGAACAUGGCAGUGUUAUGGUUGCUGCGGGUUUAUCUCUAGCUGUCUUGCUUGUUAUGCUAGUUGGCAUUGCAAGGAUAUAUUUGGGUAUGCACAGCUUGACUGAUGUUAUUGCUGGGAUUGGUUUUGGCUUUGUCAUCCUUUCAUUCUGGUUGGCUGUCCAUGACCAUGUUGACGCCUUCGUUGUGUCUGGACAAAACGUUGCAUCCUUCUGGGCAGGCCUCUCUCUAUUGAUGUGCUUUGCAUACCCGAAGCCAGAAUUCCCAACUCCUAGCUUUGAAUACCAUACAGCAUUCAACGGAGUCGCUUUUGGAAUUGUCUACGGCAUCCAGCAAACCUACUUCCAUUUCCACACCCCUGACGCCCCCCUCGUCUUCAGCCCGCAAUUGCCCCUGCUCGCAUUCGCCGGGCGCGUCCUUGUCGGGAUACCGACCAUCCUGGUCAUGAAGUUCUGCAGCAAGGCACUGUCCAAAUGGCUGCUGCCCGUCAUGUGCAGCACCCUGGGCAUCCCCAUUGUAUCAUCUUGCUAUGUUCCUGCCCUGAAAGUUGACAACAGCAAGAGCAAGCCUGACGUGAAGCAAGGUGUCGGGUACCUCCAGAGGGUGUUCUCCCUCUUCCCCCAGAAGGCAUACGACGUGGACACAGGCAUCAGGUUCGUCCAGUACGCCAGCCUCGCGUGGUCCGUGGUCGACCUGGUGCCGGCCAUAUUCACCCAUCUGAAUUUGUAGCCCAGGUACUCAAUAACCUACCAGGGUGCAGUUUCGUUUUUAGUCUUUCUCGAGCUCCCAAUGGGGUGUUCCUGCUCGUAAGGCAUGGAUCAUCUUAUGAGGCUGUAAAUCCAAUGAUCUCUCCCUCGUCAUUUUGUAUUCUAUGAUUGCCUAGGUGUUUUCGCCAUGGGGUGAUGUUUCUGUAGAGGUUGAGUAGUAGUAAGCAGGAAGUAUUAAUGUGUCGCUAUCACUAUUAUUGUUCCAUGACAAGUGGCCACUAUAGUGCCACGUCUAACACUGCAGCGAAUUCUGAUUCUUGACCGCAAAGAAUGCCUUUCCUUGCCUUGCA
Panicum virgatum (switchgrass) is the source of this 1860-nucleotide messenger RNA. RefSeq names its product lipid phosphate phosphatase delta-like. Gene Ontology annotation, cellular component: endoplasmic reticulum membrane. The transcript is spliced from 8 exons. Lineage: Eukaryota; Viridiplantae; Streptophyta; Magnoliopsida; Poales; Poaceae. Gene Ontology annotation, molecular function: sphingosine-1-phosphate phosphatase activity. The record is from RefSeq and is a predicted model, not a curated record. Bases 285 to 1532 code for a protein of 415 amino acids.